This is a messenger RNA of Bipolaris sorokiniana ND90Pr, 267 nucleotides long. RefSeq lists its product as uncharacterized. The transcript is spliced from 2 exons. The annotation marks the transcript as partial. The record is from RefSeq and is a predicted model, not a curated record. Lineage: Eukaryota; Fungi; Ascomycota; Dothideomycetes; Pleosporales; Pleosporaceae.
GAAGCGUACUGCCAGUUCCCGUCAAGCAUCGACUGCCCGGUGGAUGGCAGGAUUCACAUCAUCAAGGAAGCGCGUGUCCAGGAAGUUGUUAAUGCCGAUAGAAGUGGACAGCCUCUCGAAUCUAGCGCAGCUAACACAGGUUCUACGGGACUUCCAAACUCAGCUGGUACAUUGUACUACGCGUUAGCUUCUAACGGUACAUUCUACCUUUGCACCACCAUGUCAGGAACAAGUGCGUCUGGCUGGCCCGAUGAAUGCAAAGAAAAC